Serendipita indica DSM 11827 is the source of this 1719-nucleotide messenger RNA. The record is from the annotation of a GenBank genome assembly. Lineage: Eukaryota; Fungi; Basidiomycota; Agaricomycetes; Sebacinales; Serendipitaceae.
AUGUCCCAAAGGAGGCAUAGGCAGCUCGAGAAUGAUAUGGAUCCCCCCGAAGCGUCGGUAGAAAAAAGCAAUUGGGAUGAAGGCAACCACAGAGAGAAGCCCGACGCGGCGGCCCGAGACCAGUCGGUUCUAGCAAGCUCAGUAGAGUCAAACAUAACGCAAGUUCCAAAAAAGGAAGUUUCUAGCCUUCCAGUUUGCAUCCCAUAUCCAUCCGCACAGGAAAUCCGGCAGAAGAGACCCCAAGUCGCUCAAUGGAAUGCCAAUUAUAUCACUCUACCCUCCGAGAGUCGUGGAACUCGGCAGGAGAUCCUCGAAUUUGCGCCUAUUAGGCGGCUGCCGCUCGAGCUACUUUCGACGAUCAUCAGUAUGCAUGUCGAGGAUCAUGCGUCAGUCUGGGAGCCAAUGCAAGUUUCGAAGACGUGGCGGUCUGCCACUUUGCUCGUGCCCAAUCUUUGGAACUCACUCCUUCUAUGCUCGCCAGAUUGGCCAAACAUUAAGAAGGCGAAAGAGGACAGAGGAAGAAUCGGAACAUAUGACGUGUGCUGUGCAGAAGUACAUGUACGUCGUGCACUCGCCCGUACGAGAUCACAUUUUCUCAAUUUACAAAUAUCCUCCAUGACUGGAGAUCCACGGGGUCCGUUGUCGUACUCCACCCAGCCGACACUCCGACUCAUCUCGCAUCUUCUGGAAAUUAUCAGGACGUCCUUACCCGCUCGUCGCGUUCGCAACUUGACGCUCGACAGCAAGGAACUUCCAGACACUGUGUUUGCUGAUUGGGACUUUUCGAUGCUGGAGGAGAUCAAGACCAGUAAUGAAUACGUCUUCGACAAGGCAAUUGGAGAAUCUAGGUCUCUCACCACCCUGUACGUCUCAUCCGGAUUGCUUCCAAAGCUUGGGCCUUCCGCCAACAUUGGCCACAUCACCAAGAUACAUAUGGUGGACAAUGCACCCCUAAUUGGGUUGUCGCACUGUCACUUUCUCACUGAUCUAACAGUGAGAGCGCUCAGGGGUGAUGGAGAAAUAGUUGCAUUCCCGAGGCUGAAGCGGCUCCACGUCAGCAACUUGUUCACCGGGUGGACGAUUGUCUGCCCAAACUUGGUUCACUUACAGAUUACAGGUACGAGUGGCCGGUCAACCUGGUCCGGACAGGUCCACCUCCCUCAGUUGAGGGAACUUGUGUACUUCUACGCUCUUGAUGUCGACUCGAAACUAAUGUGCUUUGAUGUUCCCAAUCUCCGCGUCCUCAAACUGGCUUACGGUGUAACUUCUUACAUAACUAUCCAGGCGCUCACCAAACUCUGGGUAAACGGAGGCUCCACUGACUCGUACCGUCAGCAUCUAGAUCCACAGGAACUCAUAGUCAAGGAUAUAUUUAUCGCUUCCGAGACUCUCUGUGGUAUCCUUCGUCACUUGACGCGUUGCAAGGAGUUGCGUCUCGAGAAUGUUAUUCGCUCAUCUGGGUUCUUUCAGGGUAUGAGCACGGUCUCCUCAGAAGAAAAGGACGAAAUCCGUGCGGCGAAUCCUCCGCUACCAAACCUCACGAAUCUGAUCGCCGAAAUACGAGAAAGUCCAAGAGUUCCCCCAGAGAGAAUAUUAAUUGCUGCCAAGCGUCUAGUGCAGACAAGAAGGGAGCUGGGUAUACCUCUCGAAAGACUGUCGAUCAAAACACCGGGAAAUGAAGGAUGGCGAGAGCUUGUUCAAGAGGGUGACUGUGAAUAA